This is a messenger RNA of Parnassius mnemosyne (clouded apollo), 696 nucleotides long. NCBI's taxonomy places the organism in Eukaryota, Metazoa, Arthropoda, Insecta, Lepidoptera, Papilionidae. The record is from the annotation of a GenBank genome assembly.
AUGGGUACUCAUAAAACACGAACAACUUCUUACCACCCACAAUCUGAUGGAAUGGUAGAACGAUUUAAUCAGACAUUGGAAAGGUACCUGGCAAAAGUUGUGGAAAAACGGCAACGAGACUGGGACAGGCACAUACAACCGUUUUUGUUGUCAUAUCGAAGCGCUGUUUACGAAAGUACAUCAGUGACGCCAGCUUUCGCAAACUUUGGGAGAGAAUUACGGCUGCCUGCAGACCUGAUCACCGGAAUACCACCUAAUGCCCCACGCAGUAUAACCGAUUAUGCAAAUGACUUGCGGAACAAAAUGAAUGACAUUUAUGAGCACGUCAGACAGUCGGGCCAGCAAACGUCUGAGAAGAUGAAAACACGGUAUGACCGCAAAAUGAACAACAAAGGGUUUGAUGAAGGUUCACUAGUGUGGUUACACAAUCCAGCUCACAGCAAAGGGAAAUCUCCUAAGCUUCAAGCUAAAUGGGACGGACCGUACCGGAUUGUGACAAGGAUCAAUGACGUAACCUACCGGAUACAGAAAGGUGCCAGAGGUACUCCUAAGAUCGUCCAUAUGGAUCGACUGGCGCGUUAUUAUGGGACCAAUAAUGCUCGGGACGAACAUGUCUUAGGAGGGGGCAGUGCUGCGCGCAUUAAUGUCUUGUACAUGGCAACACUAGUUACACUAGCGCCCUCUAGUGUCGAGUAG